UGGCUAUGCCGGAGUAUUGCCCUGGAAAGCAUUUCACAGAGUGGGGUAGUACGUUAGCCUGUGGUUUAGCCCCGUGAGCCACACCAAACAGCAAAAUAACGGAAAUAAUGAACAGCAAAUUGGGGCGAAGUCAGAGAUGAGUGAGAAGGCCAAAGACAGGGAUAUGUGUGGACUACAAAGUUCUCCACCCUGCCUAGGAGCACUCCUGUAUGUCCUAAACUGUUUCCUUUUGUUGCUGCUCCAGAAGGAGACUCUUGGCUGCCCGUCCGUGUGCCGGCUCUGCACAGGGAGGCAAGUUAACUGCCGUAACUUAGGGCUUUCCAGCAUCCCGCGGAGCUUCCCGCCACGUACAGUUCUGCUAUACCUCAGUGGCAAUAAUAUAUUACAUGUGGCUCCCAGUGAAUUAACGGGCCUUCAGAAACUUGCUGCCCUGUACAUGGAUAAUUGCAGUAUUUCAUACGUGCAUCCGAAAGCUUUUGUGGAUCUCCAUAAACUGUGCUACUUGCAUCUAAAUAACAAUAAUAUUAAGCGCCUGGAUCCAGGAAUAUUUGAAGGUCUUUCCAGUCUUCGUUGCUUAUACCUGCAGAAUAAUCAAAUAGCUUUUGUUCCUAGAGGAUUAUUUAGUGAUCUCCUUUCUGUUAGAUAUUUAAUGCUUCAAAGGAAUCGUCUCAGUGUCCUUGGAAGUGGGACGUUUUCAGGAAUGUUAAGUCUCCAAACACUUAAUCUAGCCAAUAAUAAGAUUUCACGGAUAUCAGACUCAGCGUUUUAUCACCUUGAAUACCUUGUGCAUUUGUACCUUGAAGGUAACAACUUAACGGUCGUGCCAUCAAAUGCCAUUGGAAUGCUCAAAAAUCUUGAAAGACUCUCUUUGUCUCACAAUCCUAUUGGAUCAAUACAGCCUUUUGCAUUUAAAGGACUUAACAAGCUCAGAUAUCUGUCUUUAAAAGGUGCAAAGCUAAAACAUAUUGCUGUAAAUGGAUUUUUUGGAUUGAACAACCUCAGCCAGUUAAUCUUAAGUUAUAAUGAUUUAGAAAAUAUAAGUUCUAGCAGUUUUACUUUGUUGCAUAAUUUAAUGUAUCUGCAGCUAGAUAGAAAUAAAAUAACCAGUAUUGGUGACGGUACCUUUGCAAAUAUGGGACAUUCACUUAAAAUAUUAAGUUUAGCAUUCAACAAUAUUACAGAGUUGCAACCUGGAGUGCUCAAACCCUUAGUGUCUUUAACCCACUUACAGUUAAAUUACAAUCCUUGGGACUGCAGCUGCAAAAUGCUUGCCUUCCACAAAUGGCUAGCCUCAUCUUCUCUUUCUGCAAAAAUCCAGUGCCAAAGCCCUCCCCACAUGCGUGGCAGACCUUUACGUUAUCUUCACUGGGCUCCCUUUGCGAACUGCAGUAGCCCUACUGCCAGUCCAGAAGAGACCUGGAAGGCAGGGGCUGCAGGUGGUCUCCACAGCACCACCGCUUUGCUGCUGGCCUGGCACAAGGUAGACAGGCACAGCACGUCUGAGCAGUUUUUCAGGGUGGGUGCUGGAUACGUUGGUUCCUGGGAAGGAGCUACAGCAACAUCUGCUAAACCCCUGCCUUAUGAAAAAACUACUGCUGAAAAUCCGUCACAGGCAACUAUGACAUUAUCGCUAUUGCCAGCACAUGUGGCAGAAAAGACUGUAGCUGUUAACACAACUGUACAAUAUGAAAGUUUAUCUCCCUCAGAUGCAACAUCUGUGUCAUUAAAACCUUCUCUGCUCUGUGCACAACAAGUUGAAAAGCUGAAUCAGGCUUUUGACAUUCUACUGGCCUUUUUCAUCGUGGCUUGUGCUGUAAUCCUGUUCCUAACGUACAAAAUUAUUCAGUUUAAACAGAAGCUAAAGGUGUUAGAGAAUGCAGGAGAAAAGAGAAUAGAAUAUUAUGGGUUUUAUCAGCCUGGCAGAUACAGCAUACCUGACCCAGUGCAGUCUCUAACUCAGAACUCAGUGGGACAUUCAGAAUUGGACCAAAUUAGGCUGCUCAAGAGAACAGCAUCUGAGAGUCAGGCACAGGUCAUACUGUUUGAACAUUCAGCAUUGUAAUUUACGUCAUUUGAUUUGGUGUUAAAUGUAUUACGGUUUGAAAUGUCAAAAAAAAAAAAUCAAGAAUUCAAUUUACUAAAAAAUCCUUCACUAGUUAAAAUGAACUGGCUAUGGUAUUGUUGAAAAUAGCAUGAUGUCUGACAUGGAUAGAUAUUUUUAUCCUCUGUCCUCAUUAUAGGAAUCUUUCAUCUGUAACCCAAGUAUAUCAAAAGAUGUGCAGUGAGAAAUGUGCUUACGUGUUUACUACUUUAUUUUGUCAUCCUUUUUGGUAUUAAGUAUCUAUAAAAAUUACAUAACUAACCUGAAAGUGAGCAAGCAAAAUAGGUUGUUCUGUCAGGAUCCUGAAGUUAAAAAGUUGGGGUGAAUAUGAGUAGAAUACUUCUUUACAUAUUUAUUGUAAUGAGCAUUUCCUAUUCUGCUUCUGUUAGUCAUUCAGAGGGGGGGAAAAGG
This is a messenger RNA of Nothoprocta perdicaria, 2512 nucleotides long. It is a transcript of the gene LRRC70, whose product is annotated as leucine rich repeat containing 70. The transcript is spliced from 2 exons. The coding region runs from base 137 to 2062 and encodes 641 amino acids. Gene Ontology annotation, molecular function: protein binding. Gene Ontology annotation, cellular component: plasma membrane. The record is from RefSeq and is a predicted model, not a curated record. Lineage: Eukaryota; Metazoa; Chordata; Aves; Tinamiformes; Tinamidae.